Salvelinus sp. IW2-2015 is the source of this 2541-nucleotide messenger RNA. RefSeq names its product phosphatidylserine synthase 2 (gene ptdss2). Gene Ontology annotation, molecular function: L-serine-phosphatidylethanolamine phosphatidyltransferase activity. Gene Ontology annotation, biological process: phosphatidylserine biosynthetic process. NCBI's taxonomy places the organism in Eukaryota, Metazoa, Chordata, Actinopteri, Salmoniformes, Salmonidae. The record is from RefSeq and is a predicted model, not a curated record.
GUAGCUCUUCCACAAACUGGACGUUGCGUGGAGAGACAAUUAUUUGUGUAGCACAACUUAAGAGGGGAGUCGCCUUAUGGGACCAACCCGUCGUUUACAAGCCAGUUAUAUGCGAAUUUGACGACGCUCACAUUUAAUUUUUUUGUUCGCGAGUCAUCACUCUAGACCGCUAGACGGAAUGCCCAUGUGUCCAGAUGCUGACAGACUUGGGUGGGGCUGUUUUGGAUGACACGCAGUGAAAUAACAGAAGAUAUUCUGUUAUAACAGAAGAUAUCUACUCAACCUAGGGAUUCAGAACACAAUGACCAAGCCUGACUCGAAGAGGAGCAGCAUGGCUCUUGUCACUGGCAAACCUGCCAAUGCUGCGGAGGAGCAGGUCAAUAAUGUCUCAUCGGACCCGUCAGUGUCCGGUUCUCCCCACCACGCAGUGACUCCGGCGACUCCAACCAAACACAAAUCUGCUAAACAAGUCUCCCGAGACAACCUUUCUAGGCGAAACACGGAGUCUGAAGUAUUCGACGACGGAACCAACACCUUUUUCUGGAGAGCACAUACAGUCACUGUGCUUUUCAUUCUCACAUGCGUGUUGGUCUAUGUCACUCUGUUGGAGGAGACACCCCAGGAUACGACGUACAACACUAAAAGAGGGAUUGUGGCCAGCAUCCUUGUGUUCCUCUGCUUUGGAGUGACACAAGCCAAAGAUGGCCCGUUCACCAGACCACAUCCAGCAUACUGGCGCUUCUGGCUGUGUGUCUCCGUUGUCUACGAGCUAUUCCUUAUCUUUGUGCUGUUCCAGACGGUCCGUGAUGGGAGACAGUUUAUGAAGUACAUUGACCCCAAACUGGGGGUAGCCCUGCCGGAGAGGGACUAUGGCGGCAACUGCCUCAUCUACGACCCGGGGAACACCACCGACCCCUGGCAUAACAUCUGGGACAAGAUGGAUGGCUUUGUCCCAGCGCACUUUCUUGGCUGGUAUAUUAAGACACUUGUGAUCAGAGACUGGUGGAUGUGUAUGAUCAUCAGUGUGAUGUUUGAGUUCCUGGAGUACAGUCUGGAGCACCAGCUCCCCAACUUCUCUGAGUGCUGGUGGGACCAUUGGAUAAUGGAUGUGCUGGUGUGUAAUGGCCUGGGGAUCUACGCUGGGAUGAAGACCUUAGGCUGGCUGUCUAUGAAGCCCUACCAGUGGCAGGGGCUGUGGAACAUCCCCACAUACAAGGGGAAGAUCAAGCGCAUGGCCUUCCAGUUCACACCCUACAGCUGGGUCAAGUUUGAGUGGAAGCCUGCCUCCAACCUACGCAGGUGGCUGGCUGUCCUGGGAAUCAUCUUCAUGUUCCUGCUGGCGGAGCUGAACACCUUCUACCUGAAGUUUGUGCUGUGGAUGCCUCCGGAGCACUACCUGGUGUUGCUUCGCCUCGUCUUCUUUGUCAACGUGGGCGGCGUGGCCAUGAGGGAGAUCUACGACUUCAUGGACGACCCGAAGUUCUAUAGGAAGCUGGGGCAGCAGGCUUGGCUGGUGGCAGCCAUCACCGUGACCGAGUUCCUCAUCGUAGUCAAAUACGACCCCAGGACCAUCAUGCUGCCCAUCCCCUUCUUUGUCACCCAAUGCUGGUUCCUGGGCAUCGUCCUCAUCCUCAGCUGGACAUUGUGGCGCUUCUUCAUCCGUGACAUCACUCUCCGCUACAAAGACGCUCGCCGACGGAAGCAGGAGGUCACGGGGGACUGCGGCCGUCCCCAUGGCAACGGUGGCACGGCAACCCCGUCGGGACGCGGCAACGGUGGCACGGCAACCCCGUCGGGACGCAGCAAACUCAACGGCAUCUCCGAGUCACUCCGACACAGGAAGUCCUGAGAGGCGGAGCCUGCCGCUGGUAGGGGGUGGGGAAAGGGACAAAAAAGAGCCGCGCCGCAGCGCCAUACACACACAGGUCACCUGGAUCACAAGUAUAGCGGUGUUAGAAGAGGUGUGUCUGGGGGAAGGGGGAUGUUGUUCUUGUGCCUACCUGAACAAUGUCAUAGUCAUUCCUGUGCUGGCUUUUCACUGUUAACACUAAUCACAGAACAAAACACCGAACAGGGAUUUGGGGUUGUGGUGUCAGCUAGCUAUCCCAUACUACAGGGAUUUACCUCAUGUACGUUUAUUGUGUAAUCGUGCUGGGAACUUUACGGGCGGAGAUUUUCUUAUUCUGUUAUGAGUUGAAAUUGAAUUGGGUCAAAUAUGAUAAAAAAAAAUUGUUUGCGACACUGGGAUCACAAAGGGUAUUGGGUUGGGACAGAUGAUAGAUUUUGUUUUCACCAUGGCAGAAUUAUGUUAACUUAAAAUGUAAUCAGGGUGAAGCAAGGGUUGGGAGGGAGAGGAACAGAACCCCCAAGGGGCCAGCAGACAUACUUACUUACAAGCUAAAUAACAGCCAAAGCUUUGAACUCAUCCCUGCUCAAGCCAUAUUCUGCUAAAGCAGGGUUUCCCAAACUCGGGCCCGGGACCCCCCCCUGGGUGCAUCUUUUUCCUCUUUUUCCUCUUAACACUACACAGCUGACUCAAAU